AUGGGAAACAUGCUAGGUAGCAACACUAAGAGCGAGGGUGGUUGUGGAGAAAGCUCUCAAGAGCUUACAAAAGUACGCAGGGUAUCUGAGCAGGCCCAGUCAGGGAGCUCCCGAGAGGGGCCUGUCAAGGGGAACAAAGAUGCUAAGGAGAAGGACGGGGCUCUAGCCUCGGAGUCGUCUGACUCCGAGGACGAGGGAAAGUUGAAUGGCAAGGAGGCCAAAGAGACCAGCUGUCAGGAGCCCAAGUCGCUCGAUAAGGAGUCACAGGGUUCUUUUCCAGCGUUGCGCCGCGAAUUGCGCUCUGCUCAACCUGGUCUGCGGAGGAGUGGGGAGCUCCUGAGCGCUCCCCGGCGCGAGAGGGAGGCGAUCCCUCGCCACGAGGCGGCCGCCUGGGAGCUCUCUCCCCUUUCGCCAGAACAGGAAGUGAUGCACGGGCCCCCAUUUUCCGCCCAAUCACGGCCGCCGUCUUAUGCUCCGCCGCCGGCGGGUCGGUAUUUUUACAGGAGGCUUUGGCAGGGGGGACGCUUGUCUCAUGAGGUACAUCCACCUGGGAUAGAUAGUGGCCCCUACGGGAUAUUUCCUGUACAAGUAGCUAUGGGCCAGGGACGCAAUGUAUGGGAGCCUUUUGAGAUAAAGCAGAUUAGAGAACUUAAAAAUGCAGUUACAACCUUUGGGCCGACUGCGCCUUACACCAUUGCCAUGCUGGAGAAUCUGUCUUCUGGGCCCCUCACCAGGGCGGACUGGAUUCAGCUGGCAAAGGCGUGUCUGCCCUCGGGUAGUUACCUGGAUUGGCAAGCCUGGUAUGCAGAGUUCUCUGCAGAACAGGCUGAGAGAAACGCCAGUCGGGGAAACCGGGGGUGAAACAAGAAAAUGCUUAUGGGAGAAGGUCGGCACGCUGAUGAUCAGACUCAGUUCCCCGGCGCUGUCUAUGAACAAAUCAAUGCCAUAGGGCUCCGCGCCUGGAAGCAGGAACCGGGACGAGAACCACUGUGGGUACCGGAGAGACUGACACGGGCGACAAAGCCCUCGACUGAAGAUCAGACCUGCCCUACCGGAGAUCCAUCACAGACCAACCAACAAGAUGAAUAGAAAUAGCGGUAGCCCGAAAUGGACAAGAAGAUCCUCAGGCAUAUGCAUGGCUUGCUCAAUUGGCCCACGACCGAGUCUAGAUAUGGCGGGCAUCCCUCAUUCUCCUCCAUAAGGUGACAAUACACAGCAGGGUAGGUGAGUCAAUGACGGGUAAGAGCGUGCCUCCCCGGUGCGACUCAACCUAAGCCAGGCCCUACCCCAUUCUGCACGUAAGCCGCUGGACUGUUAGAUGCUGCCCAGGUCUAAAUUUCUCUCCGAGGGGAUUUCUUUACGGAGAGAAAAUGAGUGCAAGCUUGUGUGCAUCCAGGUUCCGUCCAGUUUGUGCCUGGCCCUAAAAAAAGGACGAGGACCUCAGGGCCUUGGCGGACCAUGGGACGGCCGACCAGGGUCCAAGCCAAGGACCUACGGUGGGCCUACACAUAGGGCAUAAGCCUCUGCACCCAGUCCAGGAAGGGCUACGAUGCGCACAUUCAUAAAAAAUAAAAAAGGGGGAGAUGUUGGGAGCCGCAGCCCCGAGCCCGGUCGCCUCACUUGGCGGACGUGAGGCCUGUAGUAAAGAGUGAAGCCUGAGGUAGAUUACCCCUCCCAUCGAGCACGUUAGUUUCCUGCUUACCGCGUAAACAACCCGCUCAACAAUAUAGUCUGCCUGGCAACUGAUGAUGUUAGCCAAUCAGCUUGCCUUGUUUACUUUAACAUGAUUGGACACUGUAUCCGUAUAUAUACCGGUGCCACCCCUGGGGGGAAGUAGAAGCCCGGUAGAAGCCCGGAAGUAGAAGCCCAAAAGGAGCCGCGGGGAGCGGACCAGAGGAGGCUUCAGCUGGGAGCGGUCCCAGGGCAGGCUGUACGGAGAAGGAAAAUAAAAAAAAAGGUUGUCCACUGCCAGACUUUGUCGUGUGUCCUUCCUGCCGGCCGGGAGCGGACAUCGACAACAUAUUCCCCUCUCAAGCAGGAUUGUUGGGGAGUGCCUGGCCUGCGUGACGCUGCUGACCAAGACCCAGUAGGCUAGUCCAAACCAGGUCCCAUUGUUGGGAGGUGCACCCUAGCAGUGAAGUCUUCAGUAGAUUGACCUGGAGGGGAGGGCCCAGCAUAGGCUGUCCAGGUAUCUAACUCCCUAGUACACUGCAGUGGGUGGAAACAUCUAUGUGGUGCAAUUCAAACAACCUUUUUUUUUUUUAUCAGUACCAGGGAUCAAACUCAUGACUGCCUUCUUACAAGGGCAGAUGCUUAUGCUUCUGAGCUAGAUCCCCAGCCCAACUGUAACUGACAAAGAAAGAACCUGGGCUUCAUAUAUUCAAUUGUAUAAAAGGAACAAAAAAUAUGGGAAGAGGGAGCAACAAGAAAGGAUCCUCGGCCCCCAACCCUGAGAAACAUGCGAUAUCAGACAUGGCACCAAUAGACAUAAAGCGCUAUCUCUGGAGCCUUAUAGAUGAGUUCAGAAAUGAAGUUAUUAACAACCUGAAGCAAGAUAUAAGUAAAAUAGUUAGAGAAAUGCUAAACACCACCCAAGAAAAAAACAGAUGGUGGAAUGGAAGAUCAGAAAAAAAGGGGAGAAUUGUUUGAUAGAGAAAAUCGAGAAAACAUAGAAUAUGUGAAGUAGGUUCAAAGAGAUUACCAGGAAACAAAAAACUAUCAAAAACUGGCAUAACGGCUUAAAAGAAACUAAGGAUAGAUUAUAUGAACUGGAGGGCAGAUUUGUAAUAAGGGAGCAUGAAAUGAAAAACUUCCUAAAAAUAACAACAACAACAACAACAACAACAACAACAACAAAAAACCAAACAGCAACUAUACAAAGGCUAGAAGAUGAUAAGAGGAUCUAUAACUUAAGAAUUAAGUACAUAAAAGAAGAAGUAGGGACACAAACAAAUGGACUACAAAAGCUAUUCACAGAAAUAAUCCAAGAGAAUUUCCUGAAUUUAGCAAAUGGUAAAGAUACUCAGAUGUAUGAGGCAUACGGGAACCCCAGCCACCUACAACCCAAACAGAGCUACACCCAGGCACAUAAUAAUCAAAAUUCCAGAAAUCCAAUAUAAGAACAGAAUAUUGAAAGCCAUCAGACACAAGAAACAGAUCACUCACAAGGGAACACCCAUCAGAAUUAUAGCAGACUUCUGGGCAUAAACCAUCAAAUCAUGAAGAGCGUGAGGGAAAUAAUACAAGCUUUGAAAGAUAAUAACCUCCAGCCAAGAUUGAUAUAUCCUGAACAACUGUUCCUAGAGAUUGAUGGAAAAACAAGGUGCUUCCAGGAUAAAGAGGAACUUGGGGAAUUUGCAACCACCCAUUCAACUUUACAGAGAAUAUAGCAGGAUAUUCUAAAAAAGGAAAAUGCCAAGAUUCCAGAAAUAGUGGCAGAGAGGCCACAAUGAAUGGAGCAGAAAGCAAAAUGAAGAAGACAAACUGACAACAAAUGACAGAAAAAGAGCUCAACAGAAAUGAGGCAGAGAAGAUCGGAUGGUAGGAACAGUUAUUUUGCAGAAAACCAGACAUCAUAAUAGCUAGUACUGAUUUAGUAUCAUCUUGUUUUGAAGUCCCAUCAAACUUGUAUUCUUCUGUAGCAAUCAGGCUUAAAAGGUUGUAUCUUAAUGGAUUUUAUUAUAUAUGAUAAUAUAAGUAAAAAUGUUUAUAGACAAGGAGAUUAUACAGAAACCAUUGUUUAUUUUCUGUUAAUUGGUUCUAAAAACCCAGUAAUAAUGUCAUUCUCUUGAAUGAUUUUAUAGUGUCUUGAUAUGUUUGAUGCUACAGUAUAUGAAGUUAUACUCAAAGAUUUUAUGGAAAUAGACAUUAUGGUAACUAUUUUUAUGUUAGGAUAUCUUGUGGUGAAACACUAUCUUGCUUAAAUGGUUAUGUUUUGACCUGUGCUGUUCUGUUGUUAUGGCCUCUUUUAUUUCAAUCCCAUUUUUAAAAAAUUAUUUACUUUUUUCUUUUUAUCUUUUUAAUUAAGGGAAAAAUAAAUAAAAAAAGCAGGAUGCAUUAUAGUAACCUACUCUGAAUUCCUAUUAACUUGAUUUGAAAUUCUGUAUUGCCCUCACCAUCUUCUUUUGACUGAUUUUCCCGUAUUCUGCAUUGCUUGAUAUUACCAAUUUCGAAAGUAUAGGCAAUACUGUGAAGAAAAUAAGCUUCAUUAUGACACCCAUUCCGGUUGAUUAUCUUCUUUUAAAGUCCUGUAAUGUCCCCAAUGCUUUGGUUUUAUUCUUUACUGUUUUGUUCAAUUUUAUUGUAACUGGCAAUUCUUCUUAAAAUAGCAAGAGGCAGUAUGUAACCAUUGUUGAUCACCUUGUAUUUUGUUUUUACGUUAUCUGUUAUGUCCACCAUUUUGAUUUGACUGACUCUGUUCUGAUAUAUCACAUUUGGUUUUACUCUCUUCAAAAUAAGUAAUAAGUACUGUUGGAGUAAUAAUACCCAAAAUGUGUCAAAGAAAAGAAAGUGCUCUAAAGGUUAUAACUACAUAUAUGUUUAAGUGUAUAAGAUAACCAUAUUACUGAGUUUUUUUGGAUCACUGAACAAAACUGUUUGCACUCUCACUGUUUGCAAGUCCACAUUAUAUGCUUCAAUUUUGUAACUUGAACAACUAUUUCUAAGAGGAGAAUAUGUAAUCUAUUAACUAGUGAUUUCUUACUGUGUAUUUUUUAAAUUUUGUAUACUUGUACACUUUUUAUGCUUUUUUUCUUAAAUAAAGAAGAAAAACAAUUGAUUGAAA
Messenger RNA from Cavia porcellus (domestic guinea pig), 4783 nucleotides. RefSeq names its product igE-binding protein-like. Lineage: Eukaryota; Metazoa; Chordata; Mammalia; Rodentia; Caviidae. Gene Ontology annotation, biological process: viral process. The record is from RefSeq and is a predicted model, not a curated record. The transcript has 2 exons. The coding region runs from base 1 to 861 and encodes 286 amino acids.